UCGAGUUGUAUAUAAUUUAUUCAACGACGACAAGGUUUCAAAAGUUUUCGUUUCUUGGAGUGCUCCUUCCGUAGCCGCUUGUGUGGUGUCAUCAUCGUUCCCAACCAAGAAAAUAUGUGAAUUUCCGGGAAAAAUAUAAAAGGAAAGACGAGAGAGAGAGAGCGCGAGGUUUGUUGGGUCUUGAAAAUCGACCUUCGAUUAGGUGGACAAAACAACCGAUUCCUAGAAUUACUCGGAACUCAACGUGGGUAUCGAAGGAUCGGAGGUUUCACCUCCGGUGCCGGUCAUAUUGCGAGUAUCUGAGAUUGUUUUCCCUUGUUGGAUGUGUUUCAUAUUUCGAUGGUUUCUUCUUUUUUUGGUUUAGUGUUUGGGCGCUUGCGGAUUGAUCGUUUUGUGGGUUAAGACGAAGGUGGUAGUGUUGCGUUUCUCAGAUUGGUGGCUGAUCGUGGUCCUUCCGCGGUCGCGGGCGAUUGGGAGGUUGUGGCUUCUAGGGUUCUUUAUUUGGGGACUCAUUUUUAGUGAACUGGGGAUGAUGGUUUCUUGUUUUCUGGCGGUGGAUUUUGAGAUUGGCGUCUUCUUGCUGGAAUUUCAAGGGGGCGUGUCGUGUUGAUGUUGUCUCUAAGGAGUAGGGAUGAGGAUAGGGAGUUUAGGAAGAGGAGGAGGAAAGGGUUAGGGUUCGAACGCAUGGGAGAGAUGGAGGAUAACGAGAUUGAAGAAGGAGAGGCUUGCUCGUACCGGGACGAUAAUUCAAGCAUCCAUGGUCCUGAUGUUGAUGUCGAUCUGUCUUACAUUGACGAAAAAAUUCAAGAUGUUUUGGGACAUUUCCAGAAGGACUUCGAAGGUGGACUCUCUUUAGAGAAUUUGGGGUCAAAAUUUGGUGGCUAUGGUUCAUUUUUACCAAGUUAUCAGCGAUCUCCUCCCAUUUUGUCAAAUUCAAGAAAUCCAGGAAAGGUCCAGCAUGCUAACACACCAAGUCAUGUUGACCAGUCCCUUGAGGCUACACGUCAGAAUAUCAAACAUCAGACAGAUGCUUCUGUCCUUGUUAGGUCUGCCCCUGCUCCCGCUAAUGUACAGAUGGCCGCAUCUGUGACUUCCUUGGUUGCCUCUACUCACAAAGAUUUUGGAAUGAAUAUUACCAUGCAUAAUGCUCAGGACUCCACUCCCAAGUGCGAGCCUGAUUUUAAGCCCUCUAACCAAAAUGGUCAGAAGUCUCUUAAAGUGCGAAUCAAGGUCCCUUCUGAAAAUGUUUAUGCUAGGAAUAAUGAGGCUAUCUACAGUGGCCUGGGCCUUGACAUUUCUCCAUCUACAUCUCUUGAAGAUAGCUCAGAUGACAGUGGAGGCUUGUCAAUCAAAACUCGGGAGGCACCGGAUGAAUCCCCUAAUUCCAUUCUUCAAGUUAUGACGUCCUUCCCACUUGUGGAUGGUUUAUUGCUCUCACCCCUUUCUGAUGUUCUGUUGAGCUUGAUGGAAAGGGGAAAGCCUCUUCAUGAAGAGAGUCGAUCAGAAGCAGUACGAAAGAGUGUCUCUGGUAGGGACACAGAAUGUGUUGUUUCAUCAUCUGGAAGAAAUUCAAAAGGACACAAAGGGAAGACAAAAGUAGCUCUACGUCAAGCUGGCGAGCUUGAGGAAGUCAAGCAUGUGAAUCCUACAGCUGAGGAGAAAGGUGUUGCUGCUAUGCUUAAGAAAGAAGUUGACAUUGAGACACCAGAAGGCAAAGAAAUUGUUUUGAAUGCUUUGAAGCUUCCAUUGCUGGCUGUAGGAGAGGAUGACUCUUGUGAAGAAUUGGACAAGUACAGUGACCUAGAUGUGGGAAAGGCCACAUGCAAGCUACCUGAUGUCUUAAAGGAGCAGGGAGAGAUCACAUUGUCUAAUCCUAUGAAAAAGGAAGCAAGGGAAUCAACAAGACACAUGGGUAUGAUGAAAGAUGGCAAUACUGUGAAUGAGAUGCUACUCAUGAAAGGGAAGCUUAUGUUGAAAACAAAUUUGGCAGGCAGAGCAUGGGAAGAGCAAAAUGAUAAUUUGGAAAUGGGGAGAGAUGAUAAAGCUACAAUUGAUCCUAGGUUUCAUGUAUCAAAUGAUUUUACUCCAGGAAAGAAAAGUAGCAACUCUUUGUCUGAGUAUCCAAAUCAAAAGAUGAAUGAAAGGAAAACGUUGAUAGCUCAAACUGAUGACCGAAAAAAACAAGAAGGGAAAAAUCACUUGGUUGUUGAGAAGAAAAAACGGAAGGAUAGCCAAAGUAACAUAAAAUCUGCUUCAGAUCCAUCUAAAGAAAGACCAAUGUCUGCCUCCGGUUCGGUAAAGCAUAAGAAAAAACACAUGCAUGCCAGAAAUGGCCUUGAAACUCCACAUGACAUGGUGAGAUCUCAGGAAUCAAACAAGAGAACUGAUAAAGAUUGCCACAAAGACACAACUGGCCAUGUGGGAAUUGAACAUCUUAAAAGCAGGGUGGAUUCAUUAGAUUCUUUUGGCAAAGAUAAUGUGGGGGUCCUAAAGGCCAAAGACAUCCAGAGGGGUUCUGAUCAACAUUUUGAAGAACAAAAUGAUGGAUUGAAUGCAAAAAUACUGGAAAAUGCAUCCUCAUCCAAUCUGAAUGUGUUAGGUUCUGUUCCUCCCAUUGCCUCAAAUGGUUUGUUAUCUGAUACAGCUGCUACUGCAGCAGCCCCAAUCGUUAUAGAGGAAUAUUGGGUCUGUUGUGACAAAUGCCAAAAGUGGCGUCUGCAUCCUUUUGGUCCAGAUCCUACAUGUCUGCCGAAGAAGUGGCUAUGCAGUAUGCAGCACUGGCUGCCAGGGUUAAACAAGUGCACUGUAAGUGAAGAGGAGACAAACAAAGCAUUCUAUGUAUUUUACCAACUGCAAGAUCAUCAAAAUAGCCUCCACACACAGAAUUUUGGAUCAGUACCUGGUGUGAACUUGGGAGAUGGGCAGAAUCCUGGUUCAACCUUGUUUAAGUGCAGUGCCAGCUCAACCACUGGAAAGAAGAAAUUUAUGGUGAAGGAUACAAAUAAUGGUUCAAACUUGACGACUUUUGUGUCAUUUUCAAAUUCAACAAAGAAAAACCAGCAAACCCCUAUCAAGAGUAUAAAUGAUGUGAACCGGUAUCCUUCAGAUUCAAACACAUCAAACAAAGAGACAAUGCAGUACGUGGUUAAGUCUCAUGAACAUGAUGGCAAUAAACAAAGGCAUAAACAGAAUGAGAAACAUAAGUCACUAAAAGGCUACUCGAAUGAAGGUGAUUAUGUUGAGCUGGAUAUGGAUCCUAAAUUCAAGGAUAUGAAAGAACCUGAGCAGGAUAAUCACAGAUCCUCCAAGAAAGUUAAGGUUGAUGGUUCCCGCACGGAUGAAGAAUGGGACUCAAGGAAUGUGCAAUCUGAUAAAGAUGAAAUCUCAACAAAGGUUGCAUCUACAAAUGUGCAAAAAUUUGAUAAAGAUGAAACCUCAACAAAGAAGAGAAAAAUGAAACAGUGGCAGGCGAGUCAGGUGCUUCCAGAGGGCAUUGUUAAUAAAGAGAAUUUCUCUGAUAGCAGGCUGUUAGCGAAAGAUGUAACACAUGAAAUGGAGAAGAAAAGGGAAAAAAAAGCAAAGUCAUCAAAGUUUGAGGAAAGGGAAUCAAGCACUCGAAGUUCAGAUGUAAGGGUGGAAAAGAAAGGAAAAGUCAUGCAGAUUGUGCCUAAUAACAGUGAAGAUCCUCUCUUGGAUGGGACGUGCGAAGGUAGCUGGGGGAGGAAUGUGAAGGAACAUCAGCCUGCAAAAUUUCAGGCCAAUGCGGUUUCUAAGAGGAUCUCAGAAGGUGUCAAUUCUUUGAAGCAGGAUAUUGGAUAUAUGCAGCAGUCUUCGGCUGCCACUUCAAGCUCCUCUAAGGUUUCUGGUUCUUGUAAAUCUAAAACAAAUCUUCAGGAGGUGAAAGGCUCUCCUGUUGAAUCCGUUUCUUCGUCCCCAUUAAGGAUGUCUAGUGUUGAUAGAGUUGCAUCAAGGAAGAACUUUUCAGGUAAGGAUGAUAUGACAAAUGUUGGUCCUUUUGUUGGAGGUAGUCCACGAAGAUGUUCUGAUGGUGAAGCAGUUAGUGGAAGCAAUCGCUCUCGGAUCACAUCAAAGGAGAAAAAUUCAGUCUUAGGAGAGCAUGUGAUGCAGAACGGUGGCAAGUCCUCUAGAUCUUUGGUUCUGGACUCAGGUAGAGUGGCUUGUGAUAAUCAUAGUGGAGACCUUAAGAAAUCUAAAUAUGGGUUGAAAACUUCUGCUGAUGCAGGCAAUAACCAUGUUGUUGAUGGCACGGAUGUCAUAGGACAGCAGAAUCAUGGUCUCAAUGAAUUGAAGAAUAAGGAAGACAGUUCAGAAAGAAAAAAUUGUGAUGCUGCAAAUGGUUCCUUUCAAGGAAAGUCAGGAAAGGGAUCCUCUUCUCGAGCAAGGGAAAAACAAGGGGGCACCAAAUCAGACACUAAAAAGGGAAAAUGUAAAGAUCUUAUUUCAUUUGAUGAAGAUCAUGGUCAGUUUGCCUCAACAAAUUCAGUGGUUGGAAAGUCCAAGACAGUUCGAAGCAAGGAUGGGAGACCUGCUUUGCAGCAAACCUCUCAGCAGCCAACAGCAUGGGAGGACGAAAAGAUGUUGGGCCCACCUCACUUAAGUAAAACUGAUACUGCAGAUUUGGUUUCUGUGAGAGGACGGUCACAGACAUUCCCAUCAUCUCAGGAACCACCGAGGGCAAACAGUUCAUCUCAUAAAGUAGGCAACACAGGUGCAUGUUCUGUGGAUGCAUCCAAUGGUGGCACAUCAAAGGUGCCUAAUCAAAUGGAUAAUCCAAGAUUAGCAAAAGGUGCUGGUCUGAGACAUGCUGCAACUAAUGACAUUGUUGUCAGGGAACUUGAUGUCAGAAGCCCGGUUAGGAAAGAAAGUGGUCAAACUGCUUUGAGAGAGGCGAAGGAUUUGAAACAUACUGCUGAUCGAUUAAUGAAUGGAGGUCAGGAGCUCGAAAGUUUUGGUUUGUACUUCCGUUCAGCCUUGAAGUUUCUUCAUAGUGCAUCACUUUUGGAACCUAAUGAUACUGAAGGUAUAAAGCCAGGGGAUAAUCAUUCAGUGCAAAUUUACAAUGAUACUGCGAAGCUGUGCGAGUUUUGUGCCCAUGCUUUUGAGAGGUACAAGGACAUGGCUGCAGCAGCAUUGGCAUACAAGUGCAUGGAAGUGGCCUAUAUGAGGGUUGUGUUCUUGAAACAAUCGUACAUAAACAGAAUUCGCCAUGAAGUGUUGUCUGUGUUGCCUAGUGUCCCUGGCGAGUCACCAUCUUCCUCUGCUUCAGACAUUGAUAAUUUGAAUAAUCAUGUAAUGUCAGAUAAGACUAUUUCACUAAAGAGAGUUGGUUCCCCUCAAAGACCAAGCAGCCUUGUGAUAAGUGCCCGCAAUAGGCGUAGCUUUGACUGGCUACUCAACUUUGCAAAUGAUGUACACUUGGCAAUGGAUGCCUUGAGGAGAUCACACAAUGCAUUAUCAAUUGCUAAUGGAAGUUCAGGAUUUGCUCGGUGUGGUCCUGAGGGCAUCUCUUCUGCAAGAAAAGUUGUUGAUUUUAACUUCCAUGAUGUGGAGGGGUUCCUGAAUUUAGUACGUCAUGCAAUGGAAGAAAUUAGUUGCUAAAUGCUGGUGGCACUCAUGAAUGAAUUAUUUUGCUGGCUUAUUCAUCAGAUGGGCAAAAUUUUGUGAGCACGUGAAGGUCCUUCCACUUGGUUGUUAAAUUCAUUACCCAGCCUAAAUUUUUGCAACUUCUCCCACCUGUAUAGCUGUUUGCUGGUUGCGAUGAGUUCUUGCAAUGUUGAUAUGGUUUCAUGUUGAGAAAAUGCACUGGUGAAAUUUGGCCAAGUAGAGUUGGGAGCUCUAAGAGGCAGAUUGAGGAAUACAUGCAACACGCAGGAAAUAUAAAAGUUAUUUGAAAGAUUUGGGCCAUAUCUGGUGAAAUAGCGUGUUGCCAAAAUUUGGAAGUUUGAAAAUGAAGCGCAGACUUAGCUGGAAAGUAUAUACAUGAUGCAACACUCAAAAGGCACAAAACCUGGUUCGAAUUAGUCCAGUGCUGAACCUUUUAAAGAUCUAAAAAUCUGGAAGUUUUUUCUUUUUCCCACUAGUUAUGGUAAAACAUUUGGGAAAAGUAAUUAGUUCAGAAACUUGCCUGUUCAGGAACAUGUACAUAAGAUCAGAUGCAUGUUGGACUGGAUUUGGUGCAUCAUUUUGCAAAGUUGGUUCUUGGUUUUACAUUUAUUAAGACCAGGAAUGAUGGUUCAUCAGAGUAAUGCAGGUUUCUGUAUGAGAUGACAUGGUCUGUCUUUCAUAAAGAAAACUUCUGUACCCUAUAUAGGUGGUCUCUCAUGUCUUCCUGUUAUUAACCUGAGUUUUGCUGUGUUAACUGGUGCAAUUUGAGGUUCAGAGGAUCAGACGGUUACUGGAGAACGAAUAUUGUUCAUUUACCAAACAUGGACCUGGCUUGUUUAUUUGUGUACACUACCAAUUGUAGUAGACAUGGGACUGCCGUGGGUUGGGUCUUUCCGUAUCAAAAAAGAUUUCUGCAGGAAUGAAAGAUCCAACAGGUAAAACUUUUUUUGUUGGAUCUGCUUGCAAAGGUCAGACAGCAGGUUUUGGAGGUGACCAAUUUCUUGCACAUGGCCAUUCACCAUAAUCGAAUGUCUGUUGUAGAGAACACCCUAGUAUGGAGAAUUGACAGCUAAUUGUAUCAUAAAACAACAUUUCAUUCUUUUCUCAAUAAAAUUCUUUGCAUUGUCCAGUGCCAGUGAAUUUGAUUCAGUACAUUGUAGUUUUUUCAUUAUGAUCUUUUAUACAAAGAAAAUUCAUAUUUA
Nymphaea colorata (pocket water lily) is the source of this 6827-nucleotide messenger RNA. RefSeq names its product cysteine-tryptophan domain-containing zinc finger protein 7-like. Gene Ontology annotation, molecular function: zinc ion binding. The transcript is spliced from 13 exons. NCBI's taxonomy places the organism in Eukaryota, Viridiplantae, Streptophyta, Magnoliopsida, Nymphaeales, Nymphaeaceae. The coding region runs from base 610 to 5619 and encodes 1669 amino acids. The record is from RefSeq and is a predicted model, not a curated record.